This is a messenger RNA of Caenorhabditis remanei, 5511 nucleotides long. RefSeq lists its product as uncharacterized. The transcript is spliced from 11 exons. Gene Ontology annotation, molecular function: DNA helicase activity. Gene Ontology annotation, biological process: DNA repair; telomere maintenance. The record is from RefSeq and is a predicted model, not a curated record. Lineage: Eukaryota; Metazoa; Nematoda; Chromadorea; Rhabditida; Rhabditidae. Bases 1 to 5511 code for a protein of 1836 amino acids.
AUGGCCGGUCCUCCACGAAGCGGAAUCAUUGAUGGCAUCGAGGACACCCAACUGAUGUCUCAAGGCUCUCCAUCGUCAGACGACAUGGCCGGUCCUCCACGAAGCGGAAUCAUUGAUGGCAUCGAGGACACCCAACUGAUGUCUCAAGAUUCUGCAGCUCUAGACGACAUGGCCGGUCCGUCACGAAGUGGAAUUAUUGACGGCAUCGAGGACACUCAGUUGAUGUCUCAAAACUCAGUGAGAAAACGGGAUAAGAAAAAGCAAAAAAGAGUAGUCGAUGCUACCAGAAUAGCCGAUAAACGGAAAUCAGAAACUGAAGAAGCACGAGAACUACGACUGCAAAAAGUUGCAAAACAAUCUUCUCUUCGUAGAUCCCAAGAACGUCGGCAAGUGAGGACUAACCGAGUGGAAUCCAUGGCUAAACAAAUGGUUUCAAAAAGAUCACAAGAAACUUCCGAUGAGAAGGAGCUAAGAAACCACUCAGACAAGACGAGUGCAGCAAAAAGGAGGUCUACAGAGUCGGUGGAAGUGAAAGACAAAAGACGCAAAACCGAAGCUGAAAGACAGGUUGCUGCAAGAUCAAAUGCAAGCACGGCACAAACAUCAGCAAGAAAGGAGGUUGACCGAGUAAGGAAAAGAAAGCGUUCGGUUGUUUUUCUCGGAAUCGCCGCUACAGAUGACCGCCCAGACACUCAUUAUUGUGGCAGAAUGGACAAGGAGUGCACUUUCUGUGGAGCUUUCUAUUUCAAAUGCGAAACAACAACUAAAGGAGAGUUUACUGCAUGUUGUAUGUCCGGUGCCGUAAAAAUAGAGCAGAAGAACAUUCCACUUGCUCUCAAGAAGUUGUUUCUUACAAACAAAGAUUCUAAAGAUCAGAAUCUUUGGAAAGAGUCCAAGAAUUUCAUCGAGAACAUUCGGCAAUAUAACAACUCGCUUGCAAUGGCCUGCAUGAAAGCGGAUGUUCAAAUGCCAACUGGAGGACCGUACUGCUACCGUAUCCACAAGCAAGUCUACCACUUGAUCGGAGAUCUUCAUCCUGGGGUCGGUCAACCACGGAACUUUGCUCAAGUCUUCAUCAUGGAUACAGAGCAAGCUGCUGCUGAGUUGGCUGGACGGGACAUGAAUUCUCCCUGCUCCAAGGAAUUGUUCGAAAAGCUGAUCUCAGUUCUGAAAGAAAAUCAUCCUCACGCACAGUCGUUCCAAAUGAUGUACGAAGUGGAAAACGAAGAGAAAGAGAAAGCAGCUUUGGAGAAGAGACCAGAGCGAAAUAUCACCAUGACUUUUGAAACACGCAGUCAAGAUGAUCACAGAAGAUACCAGGAAUCCACCGCCAAUGAAGUAGCCGUCGUUUACGUCGGUGAUUCAGAUGAGAUUCCGGGGAAGAGAGGGACCACUGUGUAUCAACGAAGUGGAAACAUCAAUUCCAUCCUGCUGACUGACCCAAAUUGUGAUCCAAUGACUUAUCCACUCCUAUUCCCUACUGGACAAUUUGGUUGGCACCCGAACAUAGACUACACCAAGUCUAGAGGGAAAAGGCAAAGGGUCACAAUGCGGGAGUUUUACGCAUAUAAUCUUCAUGUCCGAAAAGAGUUUUCUCCACUUUUUCGAUCAAGAAAACUGUUUCAACAAUAUGUGGUGGACGUUUGGACGCGAGUUGAGCAAAACAAUCUGAAUUUCAUUCGAAACAAUCAGUCUUUGCUCCAUGUUGAAUCCCUUAGUGGACUUCAGGAUUAUGUCGUCGGAGAGGAGAAGGGUCCUGUUGGAAUUAGAAUUACGCUGCCAGCUUCCUUUACUGGAUCUCCAAGAGACAUGAUUUCGAAGUAUCAAGAUUCAAUGGCAAUGGUGGCAAGGCUUGGCAAACCGGAUUACUUCUUGACAAUGACAAGUAACCCGAAAUGGGCUGAAAUCCAGGAAUGUCUUUUUCCUGGGCAGGUUGCACUUGAUAGACCGGACCUCGUGACACGAGUGUUCGAUAUCAAAAUUUCCGAGAUCCGAGAAGAUCUUUUCAAGCGCCGUGUUCUUGGAGAUGUGUCGGCUUACAUCUACGUUAUCGAAUUCCAAAAGCGUGGACUUCCGCACAUGCACAUGCUCAUUAUCAUGAAGCCGGGAUCCAAACCGAGAACUGCAGCUGAUGUUGACCGGAUUAUUUCAGCGGAAAUUCCAAACAAAGAUGAAAAUCCAGUUUUGCAUGAAUUGGUAACCACCCUCAUGAUGCAUCGUCCCUGUGGAGUUCACAACCCUAAAUCUCCAUGCAUGCAAAAAAAUGGAUCAUGUGACAAGAAGUUUCCAAAAGAAUUCCGUGACACCACGUCUACCGACCACGACGGAUUCUCAUUGUACAGAAGACGUGAUGAUGGCAGAUGUGUGGAGUACCAGAUUGAUGGACAAGUUGUUCCACUCACCAACCAAAGUGUGGUACCGUACCCUCCAUGGUUCCUUACAAAGUACAAGUGCCACAUCAAUUUGGAAGUGUGUGGAGCUGUGUCGGCAGUCAAGUACAUCUUCAAGUACGUCUAUAAAGGAACUACAAGAGCAUGUGUCCUGAUCCGAGUUGUCGAUGGAAAAGAGACAGAAGUCGUUGAUGAAAUUAAGCAUUAUUUGGACACUCGCUUUGUUUGUGCACCAGAAGCUGUCCAUCAUCUGUUCAAGUUCCCGAUGUCCUACAGAAGUUGUAAAGUGCUCCACCUUGCCGUCCACCUUCCAGAAGAUCAAAACAUUAUUUUCCAACGUGGAGAUGAGGCACAGGCAGUUAACAGAGCUCAAUCCAGAAACACAAAACUCACUGCAUGGUUUUCUAUCAACAAAAAGUGUCAAGAAGCAGUUCUCCCGGAUGGAUCCUUACCUCCGACUCUCAAAGACUCCAGGCAAUACUUCUACCAUGAGAUGCCAGAACACUUCACAUUCAAUACAAGUACAACUACGUGGCAGCCAAGGAAAACCAUGGAAACGUCUUUGGGAAGAAUGUACUUCAUCUCGCCUAAAAAUCGAGAAAGAUAUGCUCUUCGUCAACUUCUUCUGUACACCAAAGGAGCCACAAGUUUCGAUGAUCUACACACGGUUCAAGGAAAGAAGUUGGACACAUUUGUGGAAGCUGCCAGAGCUUCUGGAUACCUCUCAGAUGACACGAUGUACGAACAAACUCUCUCCGAGGCAGCUGGAUUCCACUCUGCAGCUCAACUUCGUGGAUUGUUUGUGAUGCUUCUACUUUUUGAGAACAUCAACAAUCCGGAGGAACUUUGGAAUAAAUUCCUCAAAGAUCUUUCCGAAGAUUUUGAGCAUCAGGGAUACACUCCCAAAGAAGCUGAAUCAUUGGCUUAUCAUGAUAUGAAAGAUAGGAUGGAAGCCAUGAACGGAGAUAUUAGGCAGUGGAUCAAUAAGGAUUAUCAGCCAGUGGCUUCAGCAACUCACUUUGUUGACUUGAAGGAAUGUGAGAAGAAAGGAGAAGAGAUGAAAUCGCUACUCAACGUUGAACAGUCUGAAGCCGUUGAGGCAAUUCUAGAUGCUCUCGAUUUUGGUGGUCUCUUCUUCAUUGACGGUCCAGGCGGAAGUGGAAAGACAUUCGUUUACAACUGCUUGGCAAACAUCAUCAUGGGAAAAGGAAAAACAAUCCUUCCGAUGGCAUGGGUUGGAAUCGCAGCAGCACUUCUUCCAAACGGACGUACUGUAGCCUCCAUCUGCAAGUUGAACAUCAACGACUUCUGUAAGUCAUCCACGAUGAAGCCAAACUCCGCCUUGGCAAAGGUCUUGGCCUCCGUAUCAAUGAUUCUGUGGGACGAGGCUCCAAUGUCUCCAAAAGCUGCUUUGGAAACUGUCGACAAGCUCUUCCGUGAAAUCACAGGGAACGAUGAGCCAUUCGGUGGAAAAGUGGUGGUGUUAGGAGGAGACUUCCGACAAGUACUCCCUGUUGUCGAUAAUGGAAGAGCAGAUGAUCAAAUUGCCAACUGCAUCAAGAAGUCAUUCCUUUGGAACGAAUUCAAAGUUUUCCACCUCAAGACCAACAUGAGAUUGACUGGAGAUGCCCUCGAUUGGAAGAAUGAGCUUUUGGAUAUUGGCGAUGGAAAGGUUGGAGCACCAGUGACCGGAGAAAUGCCAAUUCCAGAUGGAUUGGAGUCUCAUGGAGAUCUCGCAGAGGAAGUUUUUGGAGAUCUUUUGGCCAGUGGCGAUGUCAACCAAUUGGCAAAAGUAGCAAUUCUGACACCACGCAACAAGGAAGCUCUAGAAGUCAACAAUUCAGUACUCGACAAGAUGCCAGGAGAGUUGAGAAGCUAUACGUCCCUUGAUGAGAUUACUCACAAAGAUGGUGGAGAAAUCAACGACAGUUUGAACUUCACAACUGAACUCCUGAACCAGAUGACACCAUCUGGAAUGCCUCCACAUCUUCUUCGUCUCAAAAAAGGAGCGAUCGUGAUGCUUCUGAGGAAUUUGGACGUCAAGAACUCUUUGUGCAAUGGCACCAGAUUGGUGGUAGAUGAUAUGGGAGCACGAGUUCUACAGUGCAAAUUCAUCAAUGGACCACGUCAAGGACAAAUGGUCUUUAUUCCAAAGAUCGAGCUGAACUACGAAAAGGGACUCCCAUUCAUCAUGAGUCGUCUCCAGUUCCCAAUCCGUCUCUCCUUCGCCAUGACCAUCAACAAAUCACAAGGACAGACAUUCGAGAAGAUUGGACUGAAGAGUACUCCUCGCCAAUUGAAUCCUCCCCGUCACCACUACAAUUUCGCCGACAUCUCCCGUAUAUCGGAUUAUCGAGAAGACUUUCUUGGCGGACGUGGACCGACAUUUGUAGGGGACUCAUCCAGCUACAACAACGAUAACGGAACAAACUCUCUUUCGAAUCGCUCCAGUGGGCACCCUGCACAAUACGAUCUUUCGGACAUAUCUCUCGAAAUUGAGAAUCCACGUGAAAACGAAUAUCGGAAUAACGGAGAAACGAGCCAGGAAAACAUGCAUCGAACAUAUACAGUGGAACCAGCAAAUACAACCGAUAAUCCUACAACGAAUCACAAUUCAUUGUAUUAUGAUGUUGAAGAAGAGAACCGUGCUGAUGUGAAUGAGAAUUCCAGUUCAAGAAGAGUGACAACAGCAGACAUGGAAAAUACGAAAAGAAUACAAAGUUCGUCGUUCCCGAAAUCGUGGAUUUUGAAAAAUGAUCCGAAUUCUACUUUGAAAAACAAUGCUCUCCAGCAGCUCCAACUUUGUCAACCUCAAAAAAAAGAAAGACUGACGACGGACACGAUUCAACUAGGUACAAAUUCGAGCAAUCCAAUGACCUUCUUCUACCGAAAUUUUCGAGAUUUGAUAGGAAAUCCUUACCCUGUGGAUUUUGGACCAACAAACGGGUGGCCAAAAAUGCGUUACUAUAAUAUAGUUGCCAUCGGUGCGUCUACAUUUCCACAUACUUGGCUUCUACUCCAAGACAGAAAUUGUCACGAAAUACGUUAUUUGACAAAAGUCAACGUUCCAAAUUGGAGAAAGUUUCUCACUGAAGACGACGAGCAAAACGACGAAGAGUAA